UAUUGUUCCAAAUCGAAAUCAUCACCCAUCUACGUAUUAUUAUUAUAGACAAAAGGACUAUAAUCUCCCCACCAAGGUAGAGCAAAUUGUCAAGAAAAGCUAGUUAAUGGCACCUGCAUUCAAGGUUGCUGCGUGCCAUGUGGCGCCAGUCUAUCUCAACGCAGCUGAGACUACCAAGAGAUGCAUCUCCUUGAUCAAUGAAGCUGCCGACAAUGGCGCCCAUUUGGUAGUCUUUCCUGAAACGUACAUUCCCGCCUUUCCGUUUUGGAGCUCUGUUCUCAGCCCUGCUGACAGUCAUGGGUUCUUCAUUAAGAUGGCCAAGGAAUCUGUCUAUGCCGAUGGUGACGAGCUCACCGCCGUCUCGACUGUCGCGAAGGAAAGGAAUGUCUAUGUUAGCCUCGGCGUCUCAGAGAAAGUGAGGUACAGCAGCGCCACCUUGUUCAAUUCAAACUUCAUCUUCGGUCCGGCAGGCGAUGUGCUGGUGCACCAUCGAAAACUCCAGGCCACUUUCUUCGAGCGACUGACCUGGUCCAUGGGUGAUGGCAACGGGCUAAAAGUUAUCGAGUGUGCUCCUUCUGGGGCAGAAGGGCCACGAGCCAAAAUCGGUGCCCUGGUCUGUGGCGAAAACACGAACCCUCUUGCCCGCUAUACCUUGAUCGCACAAGGCGAACAAUUCCAUAUCUCGACCUGGCCAGCCAAGUGGCCUACAAAACCCAUCACCAGCCCUGACUCGGCCGAGUCAACAAACGGCACGUACAAAGACCCGACCCAAGGCGAGUUCGACAACGUUGUCCUCAAUCGCACACGGUGUGCUUCCCAAUGUGUCGAGGGCAAGUGUUUCGGCGUACUCUGCGCCGGCUUCAUGUCCACAGAGAUGAUCGAUACAUUACUCUCGAUGACUCCGGCCUCGGGGAAAGAGGUCAUGAAGUUGACGAUGGAGAACAGUGCGCAGGCUGAGACUCUAUUCCUCGGACCAUCAGGUGCUCCUAUCCCAGCGUACACAAUCGACAGUAAGACUGGUGAGAGGGAUGAAGUUGGGGUAUUGCGACACCAACAAGGCAUUUUGUACGCUGACAUGGACAUGGAUGCCACAAUAGAAGGAAAACAGUUCCAUGACGUGGUGGGAGGGUAUCAACGCUUUGAUGUUUUCGACCUCAAAGUCAAUACUGCAAGAAGGCAGCCUGUCAACUUUGUCAGCGCCGACGGUGGGUAGAUGCUCAGAUACUCAAAGUGCUCGUCUCAUCUGCAAGACCAUCCGUCAGAUGUCGACUGUGGCUGUCACAAUCACAAUCACAAUCACAAUCACGAGUACACUACAGUAUGGAUUGGACUUUCUUGGAUCAUGGCCACGAUCUUGUAAAAUCUUUGGAAAGAAUAUCUCAUUCAUGAGACUGGCCGGGCCACCUAAGAUACAUAUAUGCGCAAUGCAAGUGCCAAGUAAGAGGGAGACGCGUGUAUGUUUAUUUACACACAGCCGUUCGAC
Exophiala mesophila is the source of this 1483-nucleotide messenger RNA. RefSeq lists its product as uncharacterized. NCBI's taxonomy places the organism in Eukaryota, Fungi, Ascomycota, Eurotiomycetes, Chaetothyriales, Herpotrichiellaceae. The record is from RefSeq and is a predicted model, not a curated record. The coding region runs from base 107 to 1213 and encodes 368 amino acids. The transcript has a single exon. Gene Ontology annotation, molecular function: catalytic activity.